Messenger RNA from Tachysurus vachellii, 7976 nucleotides. RefSeq names its product DENN domain-containing protein 4B-like. Lineage: Eukaryota; Metazoa; Chordata; Actinopteri; Siluriformes; Bagridae. The coding region runs from base 355 to 4815 and encodes 1486 amino acids. Gene Ontology annotation, cellular component: cytoplasmic vesicle; ESCRT I complex. The record is from RefSeq and is a predicted model, not a curated record. Gene Ontology annotation, molecular function: protein binding. Gene Ontology annotation, biological process: regulation of Rab protein signal transduction. The transcript has 29 exons.
GGCUAGAAACCAACAGCGCUCUGUCGUAUUUUGCCUUUUAAUAGAUGUAUUGCUUUUAAACUUCGUGAUGGCUGGACACUAUAGGGAUUGUGCUAUCGCCUAGUGUCAUCACGGAAAACCCCCGCUGCAUUUAUAGCUUUGCUCAAACCUCCGCGGAAAUUAAGUGAAAGUGUCGCUGUGCGUUUCGUCCUCCUUACACAGCGGAUUUCAGCUCGUGUUGUUGCUUGGUGUCUCAGGAGCGGCCGAAUGGACGAGACGGGCUUCAACAUGACCUAAACAUCCCCGGAGAUGUCACUUAACACCGAGCAGUGUCCAGUCCCAGCACAGGUCAAGUGUGGUGGGUAGAUAGGCGGUAUGACUGAGGAGAAAUGUCCUCAGUUGGUGGAUUAUUUUGUGGUGGCGGGGCUGGCGGGCGACUCGGCUCCACCAGACGAGGAAUGUCAGCAGAGAGGAGGCCGUGGCAUGGUGCCCAUCAGCGACCUGGCUGUGAUCGCUCGUGGACUUGGAGAAGAGGUGCCCGAGGGCUUCACUUGCAUCGAGAAGACAUUGGGGGGCCACCCAGCUGAGCUCAGCGCUGGCCUCAUCAACAACCCACACAUGUUCCUCUGCUACCGACGCAGCCACGACAAACCACCCAUUGUGGAACUCGGUGUGCUGUAUGAGGGGAAAGAUUCAGUGAAGCAGGGUUGGUAUGUGAUCGAAACUACGCCAUACAGCCGGUGUGCCAGUCUGAGCUCAGGAGCUCCUGCCACUCAUAAGACGUUCCUUAUGUAUCGGCGUGCCCCCGACUCACAGGCCCUGAACACGCUAGGGGUGACCGAUAUCUCAUUACUUAUGCCCAGCAAGGGAGAAGUGGCACCACACACCUUCUGCAAAGUGGACAAGAAUCUAAAUACUGGCAUGUGGGGCCCGGCACUGUACCUGUGCUAUAAGCGGGCUGUAGCAAAAGCCAACGCCCUUGUGUAUGAGGCGGGGCUGAUCAGUCGCUACCCUGAGGAGGAUCUUGAGUCAUUUGCUUUGCCGGAGUCAGUCCCUGUCUUCUGUCUGCCCAUGGGUGUCACUGUAGAGAGCUGGCCACUCAAUACCAAGUACCAGCUCCCUGUCUUCUCCACCUUUGUCCUCACCACCGCAUCUGGAGAUAAGGUGUAUGGAGCUGCUAUCCAGUUCUAUGAAGCAUACCCACGGGAGGCUCUGUCUGAAAGGCAGCGAGUGCGGCUCGGGCUGGUCAGUGUUGUGGACCGCAGACCCAUCACUAACCGCAUGGUGCAGGUGAAGAAGAGCGUGUGUGUGCUCUCUCACUGGCCGUUUUUCACUGUCUUCCAGAAGUUUCUCACCUUCAUCUAUCGCUACUCCAUCUCUGGACCUCAUGUGCUGCCCAUUGAGAAGCAUAUCUCCAGUUUCAUGCACAACGUGCCCUUUCCUUCACCACAGCGACCGCGCAUUCUGGUACAGCUUUCUCCAUAUGACAACCUCCUACUGUGCCAGCCAGUGUCCUCACCCUUACCACUGAGUGGUGCCAGCUUUGUGAAACUUCUGCAGAAUCUGGGCCCGGAGAAUGCAUGUACCCUGCUGUUAGCUGUUCUCACUGAGCACAAACUGCUGCUACAUUCCCUCCGACCAGAUGUGCUGACCUAUGUCAGUGAAGCCCUGGUGUCGAUGACAUUUCCGUUGCGCUGGCCUUGUCCGUACAUCCCACUGUGCCCACUUCGGUGUGCAGAUGUGCUGUGUGCCCCAAUGCCCUUCAUCGUGGGUGUUCACUCCAACUAUUUUGACCUGUAUGACCCUCCUUCAGAUGUGGUGUGUGUGGACCUCGACACCAACACCAUCUUCCAAUCAGAAGACAAAAAACCCUUGUCAUGGAAGUCUUUACCCAGGAAACAUGGAAAAAUCUUGCUGAACUCACUCACUCACCUGCACAAAACCUUAGAGAAAAUCUGUACCCCUGGUCAAGAAGAGGCAACCCUAGAGUUCUUGCUAACAGAUUACGAUCUGAUCUAUGGGCGACAAAAGCAGCUGGAGCUGGAGAUCCAGGAGGUUUUCCUGCGCUUUAUGAGCUGCCUCCUAAAAGGCUACCGCUCUUAUCUCCUGCCCAUCACCCAGGCUCCCUCUGAGAGAACCACUGACUGCAGCUCCCUCUUCAAUUUACAGGGUUUUCUUAAGUCUCGAGACCGGACACAACAGAAGUUUUAUUCCCACCUCACUAAGACUCAGAUGUUCACGCAGUUUAUAGAGGAGUGCUCCUUUGUCAGUGACAGACACGCCUGCCUUGAAUUCUUCGAUGAGUGUGUUCAAAAGGUGGAUGUGGAGAAGCCUGAGGAGGUGAGGCUGAUAGAUCUUGAUGAGGCCCACAGUGGGGAGCAUACAGUGUUUAUAAUGCCACCAGAGGAACCUCAAGAACCUGAUGGCUCUGAAUGCCCUGCACACUACAGCUAUGAGACAUUUCCUGUUCUGCAUCCUGAGUUGUUUGACCGGCCUCAGGAUCAACUCCGUACCACAGCAAAGGGUAGUGCCCCGAGUAGUCCUGCUCCUCGCCGUACCAAACAGGAGAUAAAGCUGGCUCAGAAAUGUGCACAGAAAUACUCUGCAGUUCCUGACAUGUGGUCCAAGUGUCUGCUUGGCCACUGUUAUGGUCUGUGGUUUAUAUACCUGCCCACAUAUGUUCGGGCCGAGAGCACCAAGGUGCGGGCACUGCACACUGCCUAUGAGGUGCUCAAGCACAUGGAGACACGGAAGGUGGUGCUGCCUGAUGAGGUGUGCUACAGGAUCCUAAUGCAGCUGUGUGGGCAGUACGGUCAGCCCGUGCUUGCAGUCAGGGUCCUGCUGGAGAUGAAGAAAGCAGGAAUCAUCCCUAACACCAUCACAUACGGGUACUACAAUAAGGCUGUUCUGGAGAGCAAGUGGCCAUCCACCAAUCAGGGAGGUCGCCUUAGAUGGGCCAAGCUUCGCAACGUUCUUUUGGCUGUGGCACAGUUUAGGCAACCAAUCAAACACAGGCAAAAGAGUGACUCUGUUAGCUCAAAACAAGGUAACUCCAACUGUAAUCUUCUCCCUCACUCCACUCUUGUACGUCAGACCAGCUGGAGUGGUUUGAGUGAAAGUUCGAGUCAUGAAUCUUUGACUGGUCCCAUCACUAAGAGCAACAGUCUAAGCAGUAUGCGUCCUGACAAAUCUAUGUUAGCUAGGAAAGCAAUGCUCCAAAACAAAAGCAAUGAUGACCCUGCGUCCCGCAAACCUCCUAUUAAUCCUCGUGAUAUGGUUACACCGUCCCCAAUUCCCCCUGAUGACCAUGUCAGAGUGCGACGGAGUGACAUCUGCUUGUCCAACUUUUACAAGGAGUGUGCAGAAUCAGAUACAGACUGCGUGUACCAGCCGACUGAGAGAGACGGCAGAUCUGCAGAGCAGCGGGAAACGCUGAAUCGCAAGGCAGUAGAUGAGAACUACAACAACGUACACUCCCCAAAUCGUGGACUGGCAGGUAAACUACAGCAGCUUCUCACACCCACGCGUCACCGCAACUCAUCACGCCGUGCAGCCAGCAUGGACGAACGGCGACCUGCCGCUAACGGCCCGUCACGCAAAUCAUCUGAACAGAGACAGUCUCGCAAAUCGCAGGUGGCUGAAACUCUGCUGAAAGCCAAAGAGCGACUCUACAAUGCCACCUCAGAGAGCUCAUUGUCUGUAGGUAGUGACAUUGACCUGUCAGAGCCUCCAAAUUCUGGUUUUUCUCUCAGGAAGUCAUGGGAUUCUACACAGGAAGGGGUGGGGCUAGAGGUAUCAAUGUCGAGCUGCACACUUUGUCGGAGCUGCAACUCGUUGGUGUAUGAUGAGGAAAUUAUGGCAGGCUGGACAUCUGAUGACUCUAAUCUUAACUCCAGCUGCCCGUUUUGCUCAGCAACAUUCGUACCACUGCUUAAUGCAGAGAUCUGUGACCUUGGGCCUGUCGGAAGCAGUCAGUAUCGCAGUAACUGGAACAUGGAGGAUGAGGUGGAGAGUGCUGUGAGGCCCCCUACUGGCCAUGAUGGUGUUCUGUAUAACGGUGUGAAUGAGCACGAUUCCAGUUCAGAGACCAGCACAUACUCUGAGAACAGCAGUAAUACUCUAAACUCCUCAUCUUUGGGUGGCACCCCUCAGGUGACAGUAGCGUACCUGAGCCCUCUGGUCUUGCGUAAAGAACUGGAAAGUCUUUUGGAGAAUGAGGGCGAAAGUGUUCUCUCUCAGGUCCAGUUACUGGACAGCCACUCCAUCCUCUUCUGGAAUCUGGUCUGGUACUUCACUCGUCUUGGCCUUCCUAGUAAUCUCCUACAGCUGGUGCGGGCAUCUCCAUUAGCUUCAAAGAUUUCACAGAGCUCAGAGAGCACUUCAGUAAGGGUGAGGUUACUGUGGGACACUUUGACACCUGAUACAGAUUACUGGCCUCCUCUCUAUGUACUCUGGAGAAUACACAGUGGAGUACCGAUGCGGAACUAUGCAUGGCGCAGACACAACCAUCCCUUCACCCUGAGCUUCCUGGAGGAAGUCCUGCGUUGUGUCGGUAUGAAUGAAGUGCACAAGGCCAUCACGUUCUUCCUGGACACCAUCAGCAAGCAGCCAGGCUAUCCCCGGAUACAGAGGAGUUUGUACAGGGAAUUUCUUUUUCUGACUUUGGCUGCGAUGGGCAAAGACCAUGUCGCUGCUUUUGACAAGAGGUACAAAGCUGCCUACACCAGGCUGAGUAGUUCCCUGGGCCGUGAGGAGCUGAAGAGGAAAAGAGCUAAGCCACCGAGCCCCAAAGCUGUGGACUGCAGACGCUGUUUUCUAGUGCCCCUAGACUGCUGAGGGUUGAUAAACACUCCUGCUUUACAGCUGGGAACCUUCUCUAUCUCAGUGGCUGCCUUCUGCAAUUAUCUCCCAAAGUCAGUUCUAACUGGACCUUUAUUUCAUCGUGUCUCACACAUCUCCACAUAGCAGUCAAUGGACCGUUGCUCUGAAACCCUUUUUCUCCUGUCACUCUGCGGAUUUAGGCACACGGUACUUGUUGCAAAACUCUUUGGGCAAGAUAACAAUUCUCUUUGGCCAAGAAUCUGUUAUUUUGUUCAUUUUUAUUUGUUUGAAGUUGCCUCAGUUUAUUUUAAUGGGGCAUGUCUUACCAGAUCUUUCUAUCUGUAGUGCAUCAGAAAUUUAGACAAAUUUAGACGCUGGGCUGAGUUUUCUCUUUGCCAAGUAAGUAAACCUAGACACUGUAGUCAUGCUUCAGUGGCGUUCUGGUCUAUGCAUCAAGUAAAUCAUCAUUAUACCAGCAUCACACUAUGUACUAUAUGUUUUUCAGACAAGGCCUCCCAUUACUCCAUCAGAGUGCAGAUUGUGUGUGUGUGUGUGUGUGUGUGUGUGUGUGUGUGUGUGUGUGUGUGUGUGUGUGUGUGUGCGCGUGAUUGUAUCUUAUGAGACAGCCUACAUUUUCGAACCCUUUAAGUUCCUCUCUCUUGUAGUCACUUUGUAUAUUAGGUCUUAUUAUCUUCUGCUACUUAUGGUUAGCUGUGCCUGCCUCUAGCAACUAAGCUGUGAGAGAGAAACUGUGUGCAUGAACGCCAACAAAACGCUGGGAUGAAACUUCAAACUUAUAGCCACUGAAGAGGAGGAAGGACUAUGUUGUGGUACGGAUUGCUGGGAUGUGAAGAGCAUUUUGCUCUACAAACAGGAGCACAGAGGUGAUGGGUAUAACAGACAACCCAAAAGAGCACUGAAGACUGAACUGCCUGAGUAUGAACGUUUGGAACUGUGCUCUGGUAAAGACUCAUAACCAAAAGACUAUCUAAUUGGAAUUUACCUCCUUUUUUGUUUUACUUGUUUGCCAUCUGAUUUUAUUGUUUUAAAAACAUUAGAUGUGUGUUUGAGCCUUUGUGAUGUGUGUGUUCAGCUUUCAGUCACCCAGACAUUUAUUGAUUGGGGGGAAACAAAGCCUUACAUUUCCAUUUUCUUGUGUUUAAACCUAACCUUACUUUCCAUAAACCCCUCAAUCAAGGGCACGGUUAUCCAGCCUCUAUUGCACUGAGUUGUCUCCUCCUACUGAACUUUUGGUUAUAUCCACCUAGGUAGAAGGUCUCCAUCUCAAGAAAUUGUUGUUUCUGCAUUGAGGGGUAUAUCGAAAGAAAAGGGAAAAUGGUAAAUUUCAUGUGUAGCAUGUGGGGCAGUGGUUUAGCUGGAUGGUGGUGUAUUAGUGUUGUGCUAAUGUCAAUCGACUACAGACUCCUGCCAAACCACACUGCUACCUGCUACAUGAACGCUUAAUGCUUUACUUUUGCUGGACCAUUGAACAGCUGUGUGUGUUUGUGUGCAUCUGUGCCUGUUUGCGCAUGUGUAUGUCUUUGUGUGUGUGCGUGCGUUUGUGUUUCCAACCCUUUCUGCCUUUUGCAGUAUGUUUUAGGUUGUACUAAUGCCCUGAGAGCCACUUACACACCUUGCUCAACCCCUUCGCACUAUGUAGGACUGUAUCAGUACUACAGUCAGAAACACGCCUCACUAAUUUGCAUACUCGCACAACCGUCAAGUCGUAGAGUCACGCACAUUAUCGUUAAAUUCAUACAGCACUGUCAGACUGAACUACAGCUCAUUUAGUAUCAGCAGGAGUUUUGCAAUGCUAAACUGAUUCUCGGAUCACUCCUCACAGUGAAACUGAGUGAGAAUGAAUCCUCCUCCCUGAUGGCCUUAUCUAGCUUCUUUCAUUCUGGCUUUGGAGGGGUAUCCUUGUGUCAGUGCUUCUCAUUGCAUCUAAAAAUUAAAUCUCUACUGCUGAUCUAAAAACAUGUGGUUGACCUAAUAUUUCCACUGAAGAUGUGUUAGAUACCUGGCAGUAGGUGAGUGCCAAGUCUGUCUAAAUUUUCGUCCAUCACCGUGGCUUCGGAUCAUUUAGCAAUUUGGUUAAUAGGAACAUCCUUAGAUAAGCUGUUUUGCCAAUCUAUAUUACUAUUGCGUCCAGCCUUAUAAUGUGACAACAGCCUUCACGAUGUCCUUUACCUCCUCUCUCUUAAAUAAUUGCUAUGUUUUGUGUCUGUUCUCCUUCUGCAAACUGUCUGUGGCUUUUUUUACGAGUCAUAACACUUUUACUUGUCGUGUAUGUUCAAAGUGGUGAAGCGCAUAUAUGUUUCUGUGUGGGGUUAUAAGUCACCUUAUAAUGAAGAGAGAUAGAGUUUGUAUGAGAUUACAUGUUCCUCUGAAUAUUUAACUAGAGGUGGAAAGCUGUGAUUAAUAUAGCUAGAAUCAUUUCCGUAUAGAAAGGUCAUGAUGAUAGCAAUAUGUUGUGUAAUGUUUAGUCUUAGGACAAAAAUCAGCACUGAAAUUACUGUUAGUAAUUAGCUACAGGUUUUAAAAAAAAGAAAGAAAAAAGGAUGAACAAGUCAAAAAAAUGUUCCUGUUCAGGAAUGAAGUCCUCUUUUUUGCCCAUUUGUUGUGCCGUGUUGUAUAAUGAUGACCAGCAGGGGGCAGCAUGCCAAAGGGAGUUUUGCUCAAAAAGGUCUGCAAUGAUUUCACUGUAUUUUAAUGCAUCAGACUGCAACAUGAGGAAAUCUGAGUUAGGACAGUUUUUAUUUUUUAAAAUUAAAUGGAAAAACAAAGGAUUUGCAGAGUUAUAUUUAAGAUGUGUGGUGUUUGCUGUAGUAAUUUAUAUAGUAAGUUCUGUUGUGAUUUCUUUUUUUUUAAUGUUGGAAAAAACCCUCAUGGUUGUGUUUUGUUGAUUAGAAAAAUGGUGGAUUGGUUUUGGCCAUGGUGUAACAGCAUUCAAACUCUGACCUGACAUCAUUAAAGUCCCUCAUACAUUACUUGUAAAUAUUGAUGUUCAGCACUAAUUAGACAUUAGGUUGUUUGUAGCAACGUCAAGAAAAUUCUCCAUCACUAAACAGGGACUGAGCCAUAAAUGUGAACCAUACACUUUAUUCAAUAUCCGAAAUGCACAGCAAUAGUGAACCUUGUAUUAAUAUUUAGAGGAACUAAUUGUUUUCAAGUGA